AUGUCAGACUCCUCAGCAGCACCCCCGAAGAAGAUGGACAGCCCAGGCUACACGACCGCCACCAGCAGGCAGUACUCGCCAGGCCGGCCCGUCGCAGGGAGCUCGAGCGACCACGGCGGAGGCGGAGGGCCCAGCACGACCUACCAGCAGGCCAUCUUCGCUCUCAUGUCGCUCAUCCCCGGCCAGAUCUGGUCCGAGCUCGGCGACAUCUGCGAGAGCGAGGACUACAACGGGAACCGGGUCGUCGUCUUCUCCCACACGCUGCACUUCGACCUCCUGGCGAGCAGCGGCGAGCGGGGGCCGGCGUGGGGCGGGAUGCAGACGCCGUAUCUGUCCGUGCCGGCGACGCCGCACGUGGGCACGCCGAGUGUCAGUGGCCGGUUCCCGAGCGGCUUCCAAGCGGCGCUGGUCUCGCGGAUGGCCAGCCAGACGAGUCUUCUGGGCGAGCGGCUGCGGCUGGCCGGCGGGGAGCCCAGCGGGGGGACCACCUGGCCGCUCCAAUGGCUCCUCGCCGAGCUCUCCCCCCGCACCCUCGCCGCCCGGCUCGCAAGGUUCGACCUCACCCUCUCCACCAGACUCCAGUUCAACGAGCAGGCCCGCAUCGUCUCCCACGAGGACAUCUGGGGCAUCAAGCAGCUCGUCGAGUGCCUCGCCCCCGCCUUCCUCGUCCACAUCUACUCCUGCAACCGCUGGCUCAUCGGCAUCGCCGCCGACCUCCUCAGCCGCAACUACCUCCGCUCCUCCUCCGACGCCCCCCCUCCCUCCGACGCCCACCAACACUCCGCUCAUCCCCCAGACCAGCAAGCCGCCACUGCCCUCCAUUCCCCCAUCUUCAUCGGCUCCCAUUCCCCCCUCCUCCAUAUCCACAUCAAACCCCCCUCAAAGAACUCGUCCCAUAACCGGACACCCAGUCAACAGCCCGCUCCUGCAGGUAUCUUCCCCGACGCCGACGACGACGACGACGAACUUAACACUGAAGCCGGCUCGCUCGACGAUCCGCGUCCCAUUUAG
Messenger RNA from Puccinia triticina, 1011 nucleotides. RefSeq lists its product as uncharacterized. The record is from RefSeq and is a predicted model, not a curated record. Bases 1 to 1011 code for a protein of 336 amino acids. The transcript is spliced from 3 exons. NCBI's taxonomy places the organism in Eukaryota, Fungi, Basidiomycota, Pucciniomycetes, Pucciniales, Pucciniaceae.